AUGGAUCGUAACUCACAGAACCGUUCAGCCCCCCUCGAUUCAACAGGUAAAGAAGCUUCCCGUCGUAUUGAUGAACAAAUAGAGCUAAUAGCUCCCACCUCUCAUCACUCGACAAUAUCACCUGAUGAAAACGAAGAUAAGAUGGUCAGUGCAAGAUUCAAAGGUAAUCUACGUCGAACAGGCCAAACUGGUUAA
Cavenderia fasciculata is the source of this 195-nucleotide messenger RNA. RefSeq lists its product as uncharacterized. Lineage: Eukaryota; Evosea; Eumycetozoa; Acytosteliales; Cavenderiaceae. The transcript has a single exon. The record is from RefSeq and is a predicted model, not a curated record. The coding region runs from base 1 to 195 and encodes 64 amino acids.